Molecule: messenger RNA, 3887 nt
Organism: Acanthoscelides obtectus
Lineage: Eukaryota; Metazoa; Arthropoda; Insecta; Coleoptera; Chrysomelidae
Source: the annotation of a GenBank genome assembly
AGUCGACAGUGUGGCGCGCCGUGACCGUGGCACGGCCUCAAGAGGAGGCUGCGUGUGCUGGGCGAGUACGGCGUUAGUCACUUGUCGAGCCUCCUUGCAGCAAAGCUCAAAGCUUAUUAGCCACCCACGAUUCAACCGCUGGCGCUGUUCUACGCAAAACUACCCGUAAUCCCAAUCAAGGGUGGCUGUGAAUAAGCUGUCCGGCUUGACGCUGAGUCACCCGGAACGCGACGCGACCGGCAGUUGUUUCGGAUUCAAGGUCAAGGUGGUUGUAGUGUGAUUUAUGGUUGUAGUGGUGCUUGAUGUACGGUGAUGUUCCAGGUGUGUUGAAGGAUUCGACUUUUGUGACGGAUCGAGAUGGAUAUUUGGGAAAUAUAAAAGGUGUCCAGAAAUGGUGAGGCGGCGUCGUAGUCUUGUUCCACAUGCAGCCACGACGCCACAAUUCGUCACAGCGACGCAGUCAGGUUCCUCAACAUUCAGCACCUCUAGAUAACAACCCUUACCAGGGCACCACCCUCCCGUUGCACCACGCCUCUUCAUCCCAGCACCACCGGCCGCAACACACGUAUCGCAACAGCCAACGCUCCUCCCGCCACAACUAUGCCCCUCCCUCUCGUCAGCAUCACCAUUCGUCGCGCCGUCACCGUAGCAACGGCGGAGGAGGCGGAGCUAUCGAUCGCCACGGCCAACCGAUCACGACCACCGAGGGCACCGAUGGGGAGGUGUACAACUACUGUUGCGAUAGGCUGCAACCGUCCGCGGCGAGGCAAAACGGAGGCUAUGCAGUCGCUGGGGGCGGUGUUACUACCGAUGUCAGCUUCACCGAGGACACGGACGAGGAUGACAGGCUGCCGUACUUGGAGUUCGAGGAUGAGUCUAAUAAAAGAUAUUCAAGGAAUACCUUCUCAGAUAGGAGCUUCAAAAGACCAAAGCAUUCCUCGGAUACGAAAUAUACCCACUACGUAAAUAAAGAUUUGAGGAGGGUGUACCCUAACCAUGAUAGCCAAUGGGACCAAAUCUACCAAGAAAUACAAACACCAUGUGAUAAUGUACCUGCAACAAGUGCCUCGAGAAAGCUGCCGACCAGGCUGUCCGACAGACCUCAAAGUUCGAUGAGUUCAGGAGUUACCAGCGCUGUAGUAUAUGGCUGCGGAGGGAAAUGUCAAACUUUCGAGAAUGUUUGUUACUUUUUCUUGCAGUUGGUGUUCACGAUGGGCAUCCUGACAGGCGUGUCCUUGUGCAUCGCCGGCGCCGUUCUACGUCGCUCUGCAGCCAGAAAUCUUCAAGUGCUGGCGUACAUUGGAGGUCUGUUGGCGUUGGUUAGUGCCCUACUGUUGGCAGUGCAGUGCGAAGCGAGGCACGCGGCGCAUGCGCGUAGGCGCAAAAGGAUGCAGCUGGCGCAGAUGAGACAGCAGAUUAGGAUGGAGGAGAUCAGGCUUCGUACUAACCCUAUGGACGCCCGAAUAGAGUCAGCCGAAGAGGCCAGUGGUAGCGGUAGCGGUUUUAGGGAAUCGGUACGCAAACCCAACCAUUUGCCUCAAGUGCAUGGGAAUGCUAACCUCAACCGACCUCUGCCUCUGCGGCCUCCCAACAGGGAAUCCUCACCGAUGAUGGAAGAACCUGGCAUACCUUGGUGGAGACGGAAAGAUCUCGAGAUAAGACCGUGAAAACAAAAAAAGUCCACAUAUAGAUAUCUAGAAUGUCAGAAAAAAUUAUAAGUGGAUUUCACAACAGAAGGGUAAAUAUUUAUUCAUCUAGGGAUACAAAAUAAAUCCUGAAUAACCUUUUUAUUAGCCGUCAAGGAUGAAGAAAAAUAUUUUUCAUAUAUUAAAACUGCUUCGGAGGCAAAUUGUAAAGCAAGAAAAUACCUACUGUUAAUUAAUUUUAUACUCCAUAAAAUAGCCAAUAUUCAAAUUUGUUUACCAUAAAGUGUACAACAGGAAAUAUGAUAUAAUACCCAAAAUCCAAUUCCUUAAAUCACUUAUCGAGAUUUUGACAUUCAGGAAAAAUAAUUAGAAAAAUGCUCCCGUUAUCUGAGAAUUUAUAAUUUACAAUAUUUUUUUGAGUCUAAUAGUGACUUUUUACGAGCUGUAUAGCGACGUAGCUGCUGUAGAAAACUUUACAUAUUGUAACGAAAACAGCGUUUUUUCAUUUAAAGUCUAAUCGACAGGCCUAUUGUAUUCCGUAACGCUGCUUACUCAUCGUCCACUCGGUCGACCGUUUGCCCUCUGUGCGUGUAUUUAUCUUCGAAUCCACGAAUCCAGAAGCGCUCUAGGCAGAACUGGAAGCUGGCAGAUGGCGCGCGAUGUUUCUCGAAUUUAUGCCUGAGCUGUUACAAGUUACUUGUUUUAAAGGAAAGUGAUUUUUCCGACUUUGACAUAUAGUUAAAAGUUAGUAGCAACAUUUUUUGUAAAGAAAUAACCUGUUCGUUUACCCUUAAAAAUAUAAUUCCGUUGUAAAAUCCGUUUAUAUUUUUUCUACAGUAGGGUCCGUUUUUUGUCUAAUUAGCAUGAUCUUGGUGAGUCCUGGAUCAACAAAAGAGGACAUCCUUUCAUUUUUCAGUUAUAUGCUUGUUUUUACAUUUAUUUUAUUAAUCAUAAAUGUUACGAUGAUCACUAAAAAAUACUAAUAUUUACACAAAAUCGCGCUAGGAUUUUGUUAACAUAUUUUUUCACUUUAUAUACUUGAUUCAGGAGUAGUGACCAAAUAGGACUCUGCAAGUUGAUCCAAGAUCAUAUUUGACAAUCUUUUAAAAUUACUAGAAUGCACUUUUUUGUUUUGUAUUUUGCGUUUACUUUUUGAAUGAAGUUUUUAGUUUGAAAUAAAUAAUAAUUUUACGCACAAAAUGUAUGUUGUUGCUACCAAAAUAAGACUGAUUUAUUUUUUUAACAUUGUAUAACAUCACUUUUUGUGAUGAAUAUGAAAAUAGGCUUUUUAAAAUUUGAAAUAAAGAAGUAAUAGGAUCCUAUGUAAUAAGUUUUAAGGUGCUCAUUCUAGAUAGAAAAAAUCUCAAUCGCAUAUUGCUCAUAUUCCUGCGUUAAUUUUUUAACUAAGUCACCCAUGUUACUUUGUCUUAAUUUUGACACCAUUUUCACCAUAGCCUGUAUACAUUUAUCAGCUUCAUCUACAAGCUGCAACACCAUUUUCUGAACUUGAAGUUGGUUCAUGUUGGAAUUCUCUGUAACUUUCUUCAACGAUGACUAUUUUAAAAGCUACUUAAGAGUGGAAUGGUGUUUAGUCUCAUUCAUUUCCGCGUACUGCAUUGGUGUCUUCAUUUUGCAGCAAUUGUUUUUCUAAGGUAACAUUUGAAUAAGCUCAGAGCAGGAAAAAAAUGAAGAAUCCAAGUCGAUACAUUUGAGGAAGAAGGGAAAACUUGAAGAAAGUAUUGUUACCUUAGGAAAACAAACGUAACGAGCUGAAGAGAUAAGUGCAGUACGCCAAAAGACUCUCGGAAAACUAUUGAAUAUGAUAAGCAGCUUCUAGAAGCCAUUGUUGAAGAAAGAUACAGAAUUUUAAGACGUGAUAAAUCAGCUUCAAGUUGAUAAUGACGAUGUCGAAACAUGUAGGUGUAAAUAGCCUAUAGUCUAGUGUACUCAAAAUUGACCAAUGAUAUGGUUGAGUUAGAUAAAAAAAAAUGAGGGUAGAAAAAAUGCGACGUAUUUAGUGAUCGUUUUGAUCACUUCCCUACCUCAAGCUCAAUAUUUUUAUUUUCUAGUCUUGUUUUCACCGUUUUUACCAAGACCCCAAUUGAAUGUUUUGUGUCCGAUGUUUUUUGAAAAUGCAAAAAUAUGCAAACGUUUUAAAACAAAUAUAUUUAUUGUAAAAAUGUAAUGUUUAUUUUGUACAUUUUGUAUAUGUGUAUAAAUAUAGAUUUGAUGGCAUUUACA